AAUCCUCCAAUUUGAUUGGCCGAGCGGGAAUUUCGAAAAUAUACUCAUCCUUUACAAAAACUAACAAUUAGAGAUGGGUAACAGUAAUGGCCAUCAAGCUGAGAGUGUGACUACACCCAAGUCGGAUGGUAGAAGUCGCAUUUUGACUUUAGAUCCAAGAUCCCCAUCAGAGGAGAUCUCAAGGACACCUAUUGUUGUGAACAAGACUCCUGAGGGAGCACUGCAUGAUCCGCUAGAUCCCAGGUCCCCUACUGUAGGGAUCGAUCGCACACCACUGGCACCUUUGCAAAGUGCAAAAAAUGCUGCACCAGAGAUUGAAAACGUUGAACUUCAUACAGAGGAGCAUGAGGUAGAUGAUGACAAUGUGGUAAAUGAGACUGAACCUCUGUGUGAGUGUGAGGAUAAGAAUAAUCUUCCAGGAGUCAUCGAUACCCUUGGUGUUACUGGUAUAGAGGAUAUCUCAUUGGAAGAUUUUCCCAACUGUGAGUCUACACGAUUGGUCCUAGAUGAACAGAUGAUGUUAGAUGUUACUGAUAAGAUCAGAUUGAAGAAAAAGAAAGUGAAAGCAGCACAGCCCAAGGAGUUGUUCCCAAUUAAAAAUGCUGCAAACACAAAAGAGAACACACGCUCGCCAUUAUCUACUAGAACUGUCGAUAUGAACUCUCCGGCAAAGCUUGUACAGAGAAAACAGAUCAAAGAUCUUGAUAAGAAAAUGACAUGUGCCCAGGAGAACUCUUUGUCCAGGUUUAUUGUGAGGGACAAGGAGAAUAUGUGAAACAUUGCUUUUCUUUCCACCAUGGAGCUGUGUUCAUUUUGUACUUCCAACUCUCUUUCUCUCUCUGUGUCUUACUCUCCAUCAUGAAGUCAUUUACACAUUCCACAUUUAAACAUUAAAUCAGUGUUUGAAAACUUGUUGAACUCCGGAUUCCCAAGAUUUUAAAAUUGAAAAUGGAAGCUAGUCCCCAAAUAUUCAAGCAUGUUGCUCACAAACAGUCAGUUGCUUGACAGUUUAAGACCAGUCUUAGACUUAAAAGUUUUAUUUGAAAAUUCUAAUAGGCUUGUUUCUGUAUCACGUUAACAUGCAUUGAAGUCAGUGUUUUUGUUGCAACCAAGAAAGAGCGCUACUAUAUUUAUCUACUGUUAUAAUACAGCUUAAGGGCAUAUUAGAAUCGAAAUAAUAUUUAGCAAAAUCGUGUUUUACCUAAAUUAAUACAAUGUACACUCAAAAUCAGUUACACAUUGCCAGAAUAAUUCACUUAUGCUACGCCCUCGUGAGACUAUUCCAUGGACUUGUAAUUUCUUUGAAUAACAUUUAAACACGAGUUUUUUAUACAUUAUUUCUUAAUUGGGAACUAGUAAAUAGUAUAGAGUUGUGAAUAGAUAGUUUGUGAUAGUAUUGAAAUGUCAGGGUGACGAACAAGGUAGUCAUUACAUUAGCAGUCAUGUACCUGCUAACAUAAUUUGAGCCGCACUAUGAAAAAAUCAACAUAGUGGCUUUGCAACCAGCAUGGAUCCAGACCAGCCUGCGCAUCCACACAGUCUGGUCUGGAUCCAUGAUGGUCGCAAAGCCACUAUGUUGGUUUUCUCAUGGCACGGCUCAUUUUGAAUGUUAAAAUUUUCACAAGCAUUGCCAUAGCUUGAAACAUGUAUACUCAGGUUCAUAAAGAUUGAGAUUUCACCCCUCCAAUCCCAUAGUAAAAAGUGGAAAAUCUUUCAUAAUAGUUAACAUUUUCCGAAGGACAGCCUUUCAUCUUUUCAUAUUUUAAUAGUGUUUGCUUUAGAAAUGGUGCACUGUAUCUUAGUAUAAUUAUAAAUGCUUUGCAAGGUAUUGUCUGCUGAUACUUUGACUUAGUGAUAUUAUAAGUUCUGUUGUAUGCAGGUUAUCUUGGGUGGUAUUUAUGUUGAAAUGUAGAAGUUAUGUGAUUAAAUUGUGCCAGUAUGACAUGCUCUUGUUUAUCAGGCAAAAGUUGUAUUCCCAAUAGUUCUCAGGUUGUCAUUGUGGGUUAAAACCCCAAUCAAGCAACAUUUUUUAUUAUCCUUUUUUUUCUUUUUCAACUUUUAGAUAAUUUUUAAGGUUUGAAGUAAAUAUGAAAUUAAACCCAAGCAUAAAAAUCUGAUAGUAGCUUAUUUAAAAUCUGAGUCUUUAAAAUCCACAUGGUAAACAUCUGCGAAUUUUGCUUUCAAGAGUGGGUUGGUGGAAUGGGGUGCAUAUUGAGUGCAUUUUUUUCAGAUAAGAUGUUUUAAUAGUAACUUUCAGAACUUUUGAUUAGGAUAGCAUUUCUGUUAGAUAAUAAUUUCAUUUUCACAAUAGAUUUCAGUAUAAAAGCAUGACAGUGAUGUUCUUACUCUAGCGUGUGCUUAUAGUAAGUAUUUACAGUUUUUAUUCGUUUCCAUCAGAUUGCAUUAUUAUUACAUUAUCAGGUGUCUGUCAACAUUUCUUGAAUGAUUAGUGUUAAAAAAGAAGUGGUCAUAGUAUUUAUGAUACAAUGUAUAAUUGUUAUCUCGAUUUGGUGAUUCUUAGCUCAACAAAACAAAGUAUAUGGAGUGCUAUUCUACUCGCUUCCGUGUCUGCGUCACCACCUUGGUUAAAGUUUUGAUGCACUUUCACUCUAUCUCUGUUACUACUUCAUGAAUUUUCUUCAGACUUACGGUAGAUACUCCUCAUCACUACAAACUUCAUAUGAUACAAGGGCCAGAACUCUUGCACCAGUGUUUCAUGAUUCACCUUCUUUUCACUGAAAAUUUCAGGUUAAAGUUUUGGUGCAUUUGCAGUCUAUCUGAGUGUGUUAUUAUUAUGCUUCCCUUCGAAAAAUUUGCUAAUGUCUGUCAGUCUGUAGACCAGUCGGUUUCUGGAUGAUAAUUCAAGAAGGCUUAAGCCUAGGAUCAUGAAAGUUGAUAUGGAGGUUGGUCAUGACCAGCAGAUGACCCAUAUUGAUUUUGAGAUUAAUAGGUCAGGUCUAGGUCACUGUGACCCAGAACAGUUAAACCAUUUCCAGACAAUAAUUUGAGGAUGCUUUGGCUUAGGAUCACAAAACUUAAUAGGGAGGUUGAUCUUGACCAGCAGAUUACCUCUAUUGACUUUGAAAUCAGUGGGUCAAAGAUUAAGGUCACAUUGACCCAAAACAAUAAAACAAAUUCCAGACAAUGUUUCAUUUGGCCAAGGAUUAUCUAAUUUGAUUGGUCAUGACCAGUAGAUAUGAGCCCAAUUGAUUUUGAGGUCAGUGGGCCAAAGGUCAAGGUCAUAUUGACCCAGAACAGUAGAAAAUAUGUUGCCAUAUAGCUAGAGAAUGCUUUGGUCUAAGAUCACAUUUGAUACAUAGGUCACUUAGAAGUGGUAAAUGAACCAUAAUUAUAGAUUUGAGGUCAGUACAUGUACUUUGAGUGUCCAGUGCACACGUCAGUGCUUCCACCCAAUACCAUCAACCCUUUCACUAUCCAUAACAGUGGUGGGGGAUAUAACUGUCUUUCAGACUGCCUUGUUACGAGUUAUGCCCUUUUUAUCUAAAGGCACUGACCUCCAGAUUUUGGCUAAAAAAUGAUUCUUUAAAAUUGAAGUACAGCAAAAUGCCGUAGUUGGGAAUUAAACCUGGGCCGCCAUGGCAAUAAAACACUUUCCUGCAUUCAUGACCAAUACACUUCAGAGGAAUGCAUAUUUAUUCAAAGGCAGAACAGUUAAUAAAUCAAAGAAAUCACUGUUUAUUAUUUUGAUUACAAAAUGUUUUACAUUCUGUUAUUGAUCAUAAAACAUAUAAGGUAACAUUAAUCAUGUGUGGAACAUAGUUUGCAAUGUUUUCUCAUGGUUGUCUCCAUUGAUUAUUGGAACCAUAUAGAAUAUUUCAAAUUCCACUCGGCCACAAAACAGAGGCUUUGGAUAAAUCGGAUCAAUAUUGCAAUUGCAGCAUACACUGUACAAUUGUCACAUACUCUUUAUUUAUUGCUGCUCAUUGCAAUUAUCUCUGCUACUUUAAACUUCUAUACACCACACUAAUGCUGUCUAUAUGCUGCUUUGAGCUUGCAUUAUACCACACUAAAGCAACCAAUAGAAUGUAUAUUAAUCUGAACCAUUCAAAUGCCAAAGAUAUUUUCUUUGCACAAAAUUGAAUCUACAGUCGAGACUGUUUUAAGAGACCGACUUUGGGAAGCAGCAAAGAAGGUCACAUAUGACAGGGAGUCUCUUAAAACAGUCUCACAUAACUGGAUGACGCUGGUUUCAUAUAUUUUUCCAGUUAAAGUACAUGUAUAUCGGAUACUUACAUAUAGGCCUCUUUUAAGGUAGGAGUGAAAAAUGAUUAAAUACUAUUUCUUUAAUUGCAUAUUGAUAAAAUAUAAAUUUCAAAUAAUUUGCAUCAUUCGUAUGAUGUUGAUAAAACAAAUUUAAGCUCAUUAUCUGGCAAGAAAAUAAAGGGGAGCAGUAAAAUAUAAAUGUUCCAUUCGAACUAUUUUACACACUGAGAUUUAUGAUAUUUAUAUUUUUGUGUAUUAAUGGUUCAUUGACAUUUGUUCGUUUAUUGACUGCAUCUUUAAUCCGUGUUUUUUUCGUUGUUUCCUGUUAAAUACCGCCAUCUUUUUGUUUCAUCAGGAACAUUGUUAAUUUAUGCACCGACUCCGAAUUCUUCAGCGACUUUAUACGCUGGUUUUCUCCAGUCAAUUCAAGUGCAUUAACACGCUGUUCUAAUGUCAAAACAGUUCUUUUUUAUGUUUUUCAUUGGCAAUUUUUGGUAAACAAGUAAGUUCUCGUCACAAACAACUUCACGCGAGAUAACGAACGGUAACUCUAUCGUGUAAAAUCUUGUGAGGGAACGUCUCAAAGUCGCUGGAAACGGUCUGAUAAUCGAUUCGGGAGCCUGAUUUCACAGUCGCUUGUCGCAUAAGGCAGGGGGUUGCUUAAUUCAGACUCUUUUAAUAGUAAAUUGCGUCUGGAGCAUAAAAUAGGGUCGCAUAUGACAGGGAGUCGCUAAAUUCAGGGGGUCGUUAAGGCAGUCUCGACUGUAUUUUCAACACAAAAUCAGAGAACUGGGAAACACCAGCCCGCCCCACAUUAUGUUAUUUUCUGUGAGGGACCAAGUCGAGAGAGUGGAUGUGUCCCAGUUAAUAAAUUAAAUAUAGUGAUAAUAAAUGUUGCAAAAUGUGAAUUUAUGUAUAGAAAGAAGCCAGGAAUUCUACCUCUGCCCAAUGACAGAUUAGAUUUUUCAGCCACAGCAAAUUGUUUACAAUUUGACCUCCUAAAUUCUAACUACUUAUCUAAACCUUUGGUCUUGGCAGCAUGCUGUAUAAUGAAAAUUGAAAUUGCAUCUGUUAAUUGCAACAGGUACAUAUCAUUACCUACAUCAGAAAGAUGUACGUUAUCUUGCCGAUAGAAACUUGGCAUCUCACAACUGAUUUCCUUUAUUGACCAGUACUCUCCCAAGUGGAUUGUCAAGUACAAAGUUUUUUAUCUGUCAAUUCUCUUAUGUUUUGAUCCAUCAUUAAUGAAUUGAGGGUGUUAGGGGUACCCUUGUCCUUGGGGCAACUAUCACCUCUUGUUCUACUUGAAGCAACCGUUGCCAUUUCUGUUGUCCUUGGAGCAACUGUCCCAGCUGUUGUUCUUUGACCAUCAAUAUCUGUAUCUGUGCUGGAAACAUCACAUACUUCAAGCGAGAAUCUCCUUCAUUUUUUGUUAUCUAUAACUGCUUGGGUCUUCUAACUGUAUUCCAUUACUACUGUUUGCAGAUCAAAUUGCCCCUUCAACUUUUUUCAAAUCGAUAGAGUUGCACGUUUACGUCACAGAAACUGUGAAGCUUGAGCUGUUUUUGGAGUUAACCCCGCCUCGCCCACAAUAAAUUAUUCAUUCACCUUGUGAAACUUUUAUUCUUUAUCUUGACGUCACACAAAGCUCUGACUCAGUCUUUGAAGUAUUGCCGUACCUGCAUACAUUGUAAAAUGCAAUAAGGUGAUAAUGGAUAUGUUUUAAAAAUAGAAUAUAGAAUAGUUCAACUACGUUCAAAUGAAAACAGCACUUUUUGUUUGUUAUGACAAUUAUUAUCGACAAAAUUUCCGACCACGCAAGGUAUACAAGGUUUUAUAGAAAGGUAUCUCGUUGAAUCUUCAAGCUACGUAACACUUGUAGAUUCAUAAACACUGAUUUAUUUGAUAUUCAAACUUUUGCAGAGUCUUCUGUAGCUUAACUAUCGCAAAUCUAACUCCAUUUUAGAUCUAGUUUUAUUUUUAUUUUAUUGGUGGGGUUUACAUGUAUGUGAAUUUAUCUACUAUUUAUUUGAAGUCGUUUAAACACUAUUUCAGUUAUUUACAUACAGGCAAUUGAUAAGCCUUGUCUUCGUUCAUUGAAAGAACCAUUUAUAGACUGACAUAAGUCAAAAUAGUUCCAUGUUUUGUUUGUUAUACGCCCGAAGGGACGUAUUAUGUUAUGACGCUGGUGUCUGUCUGUCCGUCCGUCUGUCCGUUAGCAAUUUUGUGUCCGCUCUGUAACUCUUGAACCCCUUGAAGGAUUGCAAGGAAACUUUACACAAAUGUUCACCACACCAAGACGACGUGCAGAGCGCAUGUUCCGGAUGUCUCGCUUCAAGGUCAAGGUCACACUUAGGAGUCAAAGGUCAUAUCAGUUUGUUUCGUGUCCGCUCUGUAACUCUUGAACCCCUUGAAGGAUUUCAAAGAAAUUUGACACAAAUGUUCACCACACCAAGACGACGUGCAGAGCGCAUGUUCCGGAUGACUUGCUUCAAGGUCAAGGUCACACUUUAGGGGUCAAAAGUCAUAUCAGUUUGAUUCGUGUCCGCUCUGUAACUCUUGAACUGCUGGAAGGAUUUUAAAGAAACUUGGCAGAAAUGUUCACCACAUUAUAACAAUGUGCAGAGCGCAUGUUCCGGAUGACUCGCUUCAAGGUCAAGGUCACACUUAAGGGUCAAAGGUCAUAUCAGUUUGUUUCGUGUCCGCUCUGUAACUCUUGAACCCCUUGAAGGAUUUCAAAGAAAUUUGACACAAAUGUUCACCACACCAAGACGACGUGCAGAGCGCAUGUUCCGGAUGACUUGCUUCAAGGUCAAGGUCACACUUUAGGGGUCAAAAGUCAUAUCAGUUUGAUUCGUGUCCGCUCUGUAACUCUUGAACUGCUGGAAGGAUUUUAAAGAAACUUGGCAGAAAUGUUCACCACAUUAUAACAAUGUGCAGAGCGCAUGUUCCGGAUGACUCGCUUCAAGGUCAAGGUCACACUUAAGGGUCAAAGGUCAUAUAUGACUUUGCUUUGUGUAUAUUGCUCUGCAUUGCAGUGCUCUUGUUUUUAUUUGGCAGGUCUCUUUUUUGUACUUACAAUAAAAAAAUUUUUAAUUACUUCCCUUUUAUGUUACUAUAAAUAGCUUAUUUUGAAACUUUUUUAUUAUUGGCCGUAGGGAAAAACCGAGACUACUUUUCUGUGGUACAACAUGGAUGGUACCUCCAAUUUUAAGGUGUAUUUUUACAUACCUGUACCUGAUAAGGAUUUUUUUGUAGACUUCGAAUAUUUUUUUGUGGACUUAGAUUUGUUUUUUGAAGUUUUCGUUUUGUUGUUCCAGUCCUUUGUGGCUACAACAGUCAAGUUCUUAAAAUUUUGCUCCCAUCCUAUGAUGUAAGCCUUCGGGCGUAUAUUGCCCCGCUUGGCGGCGCUCUUGUUUUAUAUUUGUAAUGGUCACUCUAAAAGGAACAAAAUAAAUGAGGAUAAAUAACACCACACCGUCAUUUAAAGUCAUUGGUUUUAUUGCUUACACAUUACGUGUAACAUUAAUCAUGUUAAGGGGAAUUAUGAUAACUUUUACAUAAAUUAAUGAGGAAUUUAAUCUCCCCUUUUGAUUAGUCUAAAUAAUGAGACCUCGGGUAGACCGAUUUUACAUUUCGAAAUUUUACGUUGUCUACCUAAAGUGGAUAUCGACCAGUCAAAAAAUAUAACGAUAUUCAACUCUUGAGUAUAAUUAUUUGGACUACCUUUUGAUACAUGUAAGUUUUAUUUGAAUUUAUCUCAUAUUCGCAACAAAUCAGCAUCUAAACCCAAAUCUAGCGAUGACAAUUUCUUUCGAGUAGAGAAAAUAACUCGUAACUGUUUCCUAGGAUCGCGUCAAAAUAGUUAGACUAAGACUCACAUAUUCCGUAAGAAAUUGCUGACUUUUUUCAACUAAAGAGGCAUGGUCGGUUCCGGGAAUCGAACUUAUGCCCUUAAUUCAAUCAAUGAUGAGCGAAUCCAACAUCUCGAGUCGGUCAUGUUUUAUAAUUAUUGUGAAAACUAAACACGAGAUACGUUAUUUAAAAGAAAAGUCUGUAGCAAAAGUUACUGAAAUUUAGGCAGAAAAAAGGCCUGUAAUGUAUCUAUAUAAAAGGGUGUCUUUUUUCACAUCCACGCUACCUAAAGGUAGUGUGCAUUGUGGCAAGAUUCAUUUAAAUUUUAAAUGAAGAUUAGAUCUAGUACAUCUGUUACAAUCUGGUUAAACACCCUUUCGAACAGUAUCUAAAUCAUCAUUUCUCGGUCAUGCAGCCAAUGUAAACAAGUUCAUUCAGUAUUUUUUACUCGUAUCGGAAAGGCGGAGUUACCUGUAUAGACGAGUUCCAAAAAUAGCUUCAGCAUUGCUGCUUUUGUGACGUAAAGGUACAAGUCUAUCAAUUUAAGAUAAGGCAAAAGGGAAGUUUGAUCUGCAAACAGUAGUAGGAAGACCAGUAACUUUCACUUAAACUUUUCCUUUCUUAAUGUCAAGUUAAGGCACUGCUUUUCAUGUCCCAGUAGCAUUUUCCCAGCAUGCUCUGUACUUCUGAUGUACAAGUUCAUGAAGUUCAUCUCGUUUGUUUUCCAUCUGUUCAGCUUUUGUACGAGCAUUGACACUGUUGAACAUACUUUUAAUUCUUUGUUCAUGAACUCAAGAGCAAGACUAGAACCAAUGGUGGUUGAGUCUAUUCUCCUCUUUGGUCCAGACCCACACCUCCAAAUUAAAAAUCUAUUGAUGACAGCACACAUUCCCUGAUCAGUUAUUUUCAGCUAUGUUUGAAUGACUUUUUCUCUGCUACAGCACUUAAAAGGAUCUGUCCUAAUGGCAGCAGCAGCUUUUGCAUAUUUAGACUUUUCUUCAGUUUGAAGUUGCCUCCAGCAUUUGCCAUAAAUGUUGGUAUAUCUACAGAGCCUUGUUCCAAAAUACUGACAAAGUACGAGUAAGCAUUUGGCCCACUGGUGUAAGAAGGGGCAGUUUUAGUAAGAGCGGAACCGUUUUCAGUUCUUGUCAAUUCAUGCAUCCACUUUUUUGCAAGAAACAGUUUUUGAAAUCACCACACAUCUCUUGCCUGCAUACUGCAUGCGGCUGGAUCAUGCUCUUUCAAGUUUGGCAACUUCUUUCUACUCCUACUGAAAUUAAUAAGUAUAUUGAGCCACACCAUGAGAAAACCGACAUAGUGCAUUAAAUUUUGUGACCAGCAUGGAUCCAUGCUGUUCAAUUACAGUUUCUCUAAUUGCAAUAGGCUUUGAAAGCAAACAGAAUGGAUCCUGACCAGGAUGCGCAGGCUGGUCUGGAUGGAUCCAUGCUGGUUGCAAAUGCACUAUGUUGGGUUUUCUCAUGGUGCGGCUCAAUUAUUGAUUGUUGAAUAUAAGAUUUUAUAAUUAAGGCAGUACCGAGUUUCAAACACUUCAGUUCUGAUAUUUUUGUUGCUGUAGAUCUGUAGGUCAGUGCCUUUAAAUCUUGAAUGCUGAUUUUGAUACAUUUUCACUGUAUCUCUAAUUUGAUUCAAAUGUAAAAUAAUUGCCCACAUCAUCCCCCACAUCAAAUAACACAAGGGCCAUAACUGUUGCAGCAAUGUUUAAUAAAUCAUUCCCCUUUAUACAUUUAUAACAUUUCAGGUCAGAGUAUUUAUGCUCUUUCAUUACUAAAUGGACUUGAUUUAAACAUAAAACAGUUGUUCCAUAUUAUCACCCACAUCUUUUGACACUAAGGCCAUACUGGUAACUACUGUACUAAUUUUUCAUGAAUUAUGUCCCCAGUUUACUUAGAAUAAAACAGUUCUCCCACAUCAUUGUCCUCUUCAUAUGAAGCAGGAUCAAUAACUAUGACACAAAUAUUUCAUGAAUUAUGUCACCAGUUUACUUAGAAUAAAACAGUUCUCCCACAUCAUUGUCCUCUUCAUAUGACACAGGAUCAGUAACUAUGACACAAAUAUUUCAUGAAUUAUGUCCCCUUUUACUUAGAAUUUCAGUUUUUAUUUUGGUGCCUUUUCACCAUGGAUUUAAUUCAAACUUAAAAGCAUUUCCUUAUCAUCACCAACACUACAACAUAAGGUCCAUAACUGUGGCACCUAUAUUUUAUGAACUAUGUCCCCCUUCUUUACUAAGAUUUUCAGUAUAAAAUUGUGAUGUGCUUUUGCUCUAUAUCACAGAUUACUACGUGGAUUUGAUCAUUCAAAUUUGAAGUGGUUGUUCCAAAUUAUUAGCCUCAUGAUAUGACACAUGGAGCAAUACUCUUUCAGAAAUAUUCCAUGGAUUAUGUCCCUUUUAUACAUAGUGUUGAUAGAGUUUCACUCUAUCUCUGUUGUUACUAAAUACAUUAGCCAAAGAGUUCAAUGAUUGUCUAGUAUUGUCAUCCAUAUUGUCAUUAAACUCUCCAAUGAUAGCUCCAGCUUUUUCAGAUGUGUUGUAUUUCGCUAUUCAGCAUUAAGAGUAGUUAUGUGUGCUGUC
Mercenaria mercenaria is the source of this 10669-nucleotide messenger RNA. RefSeq lists its product as uncharacterized. The transcript is spliced from 4 exons. The record is from RefSeq and is a predicted model, not a curated record. NCBI's taxonomy places the organism in Eukaryota, Metazoa, Mollusca, Bivalvia, Venerida, Veneridae. Bases 74 to 775 code for a protein of 233 amino acids.